This is a messenger RNA of Mangifera indica (mango), 1217 nucleotides long. Its product is annotated as cytochrome b561 and DOMON domain-containing protein At5g47530-like. The record is from RefSeq and is a predicted model, not a curated record. Bases 1 to 1137 code for a protein of 378 amino acids. NCBI's taxonomy places the organism in Eukaryota, Viridiplantae, Streptophyta, Magnoliopsida, Sapindales, Anacardiaceae. The transcript has 3 exons.
AUGGCGGAAAAGUUGAAGAUUGUGUUAUUUGUCUCAGUUUUUUCAGUGUCUGUUAUCAUAUCAUCUUCCUUUGCUCAGCAAGCUUGUAACAAAUAUUCCUUUUCUGAUAAUCGUGAAUAUUCCUCCUGUAUUGAUCUACCUGUGUUGAACUCUUUUAUCCAUUACAACUAUGAAUCUUCAUCGGGGAAGCUUGAAGUGGCGUUCAGGAAGACGGGGAUGGAUUCUUCUGGUUGGAUAGCUUGGGCCAUUAACCCUGCAGCAACCGGCAUGGUUGAUUCUCAGGCUCUGGUGGCUUACCAACAAGCCGAUGGAAAAAUGAAGGCUUAUACUUCGCCUGUUACUGAAUAUAAAACGAGUUUGGAAGAAGGGAAGCUGAGUUUCGAGGUGUCAGAUUUGGAGGCAAAGCUUGAGAAGAAUGAGAUGACUAUUUUUGCUACAAUGGCGGUUGGGAAAGGCAAUACGACAGUGAAUCAAGUUUGGCAGGAGGGUCCUGUUUCUGAUGGAGUUCCGCAAAUGCAUAGUACUAGUGGUGGAAAUGUUCAAAGCAUGGGGAAAUUGAAUCUUCUUUCUGGUACUGCUUCAUCUUCUGGCGGUGGAGACUCCAAAACAAAACAGCGUAAUAUUCAUGGGAUUCUGAACGCGGUUAGUUGGGGUAUUAUGAUGCCAUGUGGGGCUUUUUUUGCAAGGUACUUGAAGGUGUUUAAAUCUUCUUUAGGGCCACUCUGGUUUAGCCUCCAUGUUGGUUGCCAAUUAUCAGCAUAUAUUAUCGGUGUUGCCGGAUGGGGAACAGGUCUCAAGCUCGGAGCUGAAUCCCCUGGAAUUGAAUAUUCAACCCAUAGGAAAAUUGGCAUAGCCCUCUUCUGUCUUGGAACACUUCAGGCUUUUGCAUUGCUUCUAAGGCCAAAACCAGAUCACAAAUACAGGAUUUUCUGGAAUAUCUAUCACCACACAUGCGGAUACACAGCCUUAAUUCUGAGUGUUGUUAACGUGUUCAAAGGAUUCGAAAUCCUGAAACCGGGGGAUGCCUGGAAGCAAGCUUACAUUGGGAUUAUCAUAGCUUUGGGUGCCAUAGCUGUGAUGUUGGAAGCUUUUACUUGGUUUAUAGUGAUCAAGAGGAAAGAGGGGAGAGCAUACUGACAAGAGAUGCUUGGAAAUGGAGCGACUGGAUAGGGUGGUAGAGGGCAUCAAAACAAGUUUGGUCAAUGAAUAUUUCCUCU